Molecule: messenger RNA, 1102 nt
Organism: Camellia sinensis
Lineage: Eukaryota; Viridiplantae; Streptophyta; Magnoliopsida; Ericales; Theaceae
Product: adenine phosphoribosyltransferase 5
Biological process (GO): adenine salvage
Cellular component (GO): cytosol; cytoplasm
Molecular function (GO): adenine phosphoribosyltransferase activity
Source: RefSeq, a predicted model, not a curated record
GAGAGGGGUUCCUUGUGCCAGAGACAGAGAGAGUGCUUUGGAUUGGCCAACAGGGAAAAUGUGUAUUUAUGUCACAAUCUGUAGCACAUGGAACUAUGCAGAGAUUUGAUAUUUACCAUCCUCCUCCUGCUUCUUCUGGAGCCAGGGAAACAAACCCUGUUAGGAACUUGGAAACCAAAUAUAUAUAUAUAUAUAUAUAGAGAGAGAGAGAGAGAGAGAGAGAGAGGUUGAGAGAGAAAAUCUGAAGAUGUUUGCAGUAGAGAAUGGACUGAAGGGAGACCCAAGGCUUGAUGGCAUCUCUGAAGCCAUUAGAGUCAUUCCUCACUUCCCUAAACCAGGAAUAAUGUUUCAAGACAUAACCACUUUGUUGCUGAACCACAAGGCUUUCAAGGACACUGUUGAUAUUUUUGUUGAUAGGUACAGGUAUAUGGACAUCUCUGUUGUUGCAGGAAUAGAAGCAAGAGGAUUCAUGUUUGGGCCAUCUAUCGCCUUAGCUAUUGGUGCAAAGUUUGUUCCAUUACGUAAACCAAGAAAGUUACCAGGCAAAGUAAUUUCAGAAGCGUAUGUUCUCGAGUAUGGUACUGAUUGUCUAGAGAUGCAUGUUGAUGCUGUUCAGCCCGGGGAACGGGCAGUGAUAAUUGAUGAUAUAGUAGCUACUGGGGGGACUCUCUCUGCAGCAAUUAGACUUCUAGAACGUAUGGAGGCUGAGGUGGUCGAAUGUGCAUGUGUUGUAGGGUUGCCUGAGGUCAAGGGACAACAGAGGCUAAACGGAAAGCCACUUUUUAUUCUUUUGGAGCCACGACAAAUAGAACAUUGUUGUUAAGUUGUUGCAGGUCUGCAUGGUUAAGGGCGGUGCUUGGGCAAGAAUUGGUGAAUGUUUUGAAUACCAAGUUUACCUUAUGAGUGAUCUGAGUCGUGAAUUCCUCUCCAUCCCCCAGUUUCCUAUUUUUUAUUUUUUAUUUUUUUAAACCUUUGGUGAUAGUUUUCUUUUCAUGGACAAUUGAAUUUUCCCUAAGCUGCUGCUAUGUAUUCUCCACUUUGCUGUAAUUUUUUUAAUCUUUUAAUUUUGAAAUCUACCAGUAGUGAAAUUUACCAUUCUCUA